Messenger RNA from Cooperia oncophora, 792 nucleotides. NCBI's taxonomy places the organism in Eukaryota, Metazoa, Nematoda, Chromadorea, Rhabditida, Trichostrongylidae. The record is from the annotation of a GenBank genome assembly.
AUGGAGGAGGGCGACAUUCUUGGCUGUCUCAUACAUCUUCCUCACGAUCCUAUUCAUCCUGGGCCUUCCAGUCAAUACUUACCUCCAUCUAAUAAGGAUCUUCCUCUCAUCAAUUUCAAGCAUAACUACUUUUAUGAAAGUCAUGAUGAAGUUGCUGACGUGGUGAAAUCACUGGAACCGUUGAAAGAGAGCAGAAUCGAAUUUUUCAAAAACGGCAAAUCGUGCGGUGUGGCGUUCACUGAUAUUUAUCGAGGAUUCUAUCAUCCUGCAGUAUCAUUGUUCAAGAAUGCCACAGUGCGAUGCAAUUUCGGACCGAGGCUCCAUCACCUGCCACCAGGAGCGCUGCCCAUGUGUGCCAGAGUGGAACAGCUCAAUGUGGAGCAAACAUUAAUUCAGUGUAUGCAGUCUGCUCUACGUGGUCUGACCGGGAAAAUGAUAAAAGUGAUUCCAAUUAGAGCUCUAGAGGACAAUUAUAUGUAUUUGGUGUACAGCGAGAAAGAUUCAAAGGGUUUCGCUGUGGAUCCGGUCGAACCGCAAAAAGUCAAGGAAGUCGCCGAAAACUGCAAGGUCACUGUGGCAGCGGCACUUGUCACUCACCACCACUGGGACCACGCAGGGGGCAUGUCCGAGUUCAGAAAAAUUUGGAAAUCAGAUGAAGCUGAAAUAUAUGGUGGUGACGAACGGAUUGAUCAUCUGAACAAUAGGGUUGAUCAUGAAGAGAAGUUCCAGGUUGGACAGAUGGAGGUAAGCAGACGUUUUUUGUGGUUUCUAUUUUUUUGCUUCGAAACGUAG